This is a messenger RNA of Stegodyphus dumicola, 1872 nucleotides long. Its product is annotated as bifunctional FAD diphosphatase/FAD synthase-like. NCBI's taxonomy places the organism in Eukaryota, Metazoa, Arthropoda, Arachnida, Araneae, Eresidae. Gene Ontology annotation, molecular function: ATP binding; FMN adenylyltransferase activity. Gene Ontology annotation, biological process: chaperone-mediated protein complex assembly; FAD biosynthetic process. The record is from RefSeq and is a predicted model, not a curated record.
AGGUAAAUUAGGGUAUAAAAGGAAUUGUUGGAAAGGAAAUUUUUAUGUUAUUUUUUUUGGCUGUAUGCUAAUCUCCCUAUUCUAGUUUAAAAUUUUUAUUUUGAAAUCUUGUCUAAAAUCGAACGGCGAACCGAGGUAUUCCCAGACUGGACUCACUGCGAGUCUAGGUCACUGAGAGGCUGCUGUAUCUUUGUUUCUCUGAAGCUCAUCGGUCAGCUCAUUAACAUAGAAAGGGUCCCUCAUAUGUAAAAUGGCAUCAAGACCAACUGCAUCUAUCAUAAUUAUUGGAGAUGAAAUUCUGAAAGGUCAGACAAAGGAUACUAAUUCCCACUUUCUUUGUCGAGAACUGUAUAAGUGUGGUGUCAAAGUACCUUGUAUUUCUGUUAUUCCUGAUGAAAUUGAUGUUAUAGCUGAAGAAGUAUUAUUGCAUUCUAAGAAAUAUUCUUUUGUUUUAACAUCUGGGGGUAUUGGGCCCACUCAUGAUGAUGUUACAUACGAGGGUGUAGCUAAAGCAUUCAAAGAAAAACUUGUACUCAAUAAAGAUUUACAAAAAAUACUUAAAAAGCUAUGUCGUAGAAUUGGUUUAGAUAGCAGGGCUGCUUUUAAAAUGUCUCAUGUUCCUGAAUCUUCAGAAAUUCAUCAUACUAGUAAUGAAAUGAACCAAGCUUUUCUACCUAUUGUAUCUGUAAAAAAUGUCUUUAUUUUUCCAGGUAUACCAUCCUAUCUAGAAUAUGCAUUUAUUCAUUUAAAACCAAUAUUUUGUACUACAGCUACUAAUUUCUUUACUCAAAAUUUAUUUGUAACUUUAGAUGAAUUUUCUAUUACUGAUAUCUUAAAUGCUGCUGUUAAGGAAUAUGAGAAUAGAGUUAAGUUUGGAUCAUAUCCAGAAAUUGGCAAUGAAUACUAUCAGGUGAAAUUAACUUUAGAAGCUGAUUCCAAAGAAGCUGUUGCUGAAGCAGAAGCAUUCUUAAGAAGUCAUCUUCCACAUAAUACAGUUGUGGGACAGUAUUCCCCAAAUUCAGAUGAAGCAUUGCAGAAAUUUUUAAAUAUAUGUGAUAAGGAACCUGACAUAGAUUUUAUAAAAGCCAUUGAAGCAAGCAAUGCUGUUCUACAAGAAUGUGUAAAUUUAUAUAAAGUUGAGGGAAUCUGUUUGAGUUUUAAUGGUGGUAAAGAUUGCACUGCACUUUUACAUCUAACACACCUUUUUCUUGCUAAAACAUUUCCUACAAAAUCAGUAAGAUUAAGAGUUCUGUAUGUCCAAAGCAAACAAUCUUUUCCAGAAAUUGAAGAAUUCAUUCAACUUUGUGUCCAAAGGUAUAACUUGGAUUUGCUGACUUAUAAUCAACCAAUUAAAGAAGCUCUUCAUAAACUGCAAAUUGAGCAUCCUUAUAUUAAAGCUGUUCUUAUGGGCUCUCGCCGAACUGAUCCUCAUUGUUCUGAUCUCAAAUCUUUUCACAUGACAGAUGAUGACUGGCCACAGUUCAUGAGAGUUAGCCCCCUUAUCAAUUGGAGUUAUCCGCAGGUGUGGACAUUUUUGCGUUCUUUGGAAGUGCCAUACUGCAGUUUGUAUGAUAGAGGGUAUACAUCUUUGGGUUGCAAACACAAUACCCUUCCUAAUGACAACCUUAUGCAUUCAACAAAAGAUGGUAAAACUUAUUACCUGCCAGCAUAUCUCUUAAAAAAUCCUGAGGAAGAAAGAGAAGGUCGAUCUGGCUGCAGACCAUAAGAAUUUAGUAAUGGCUUUAAAAACUGGAGGAAGUUCAAUCCAUAUCCCUUAAGGAAGUUUGUGAUGCUUGUUGCUUUCUAGCAAAUAUUAUCGAAAAAGUUAUAGAUAAAAAUUCUCUGGCUUUAACAAUUUCAUCAACUGGUCAU